This is a messenger RNA of Magallana angulata, 3392 nucleotides long. Its product is annotated as adapter molecule Crk-like. The transcript has 8 exons. The record is from RefSeq and is a predicted model, not a curated record. Bases 135 to 917 code for a protein of 260 amino acids. Lineage: Eukaryota; Metazoa; Mollusca; Bivalvia; Ostreida; Ostreidae. Gene Ontology annotation, molecular function: protein binding.
CAUGCGCUGACGAAAUUUCCCGGAUGGCACCCCGCCAUAUUUGUUUAUGAACCACUUAGCUUCCUGGACAAGGGGACUGAAAUAGUAUCCAUGGUGGGUUCUAGAUAAAAUAAUCUGUCUAGAGAGCCUCCAAAAUGGCGAGCGACUUUGAUCCAGAAGACAAAUACAGCUGGUAUUUUGGAACCCUUUCUCGAGAUGAAACGAAUGAGAUUUUGAACCCAACAGAUUCUGGGGUAUUUCUGGUCCGAGACAGUCAGUCAAUUAAGGGAGACUUUGUUCUCUGUGUCAAAGAAGAGAACAAGAUUAGUCACUACAUUAUCAACAGAAUCCAUGUAGGAAAUUCAACGCGGUUCAGGAUUGGUGAUCAGGAGUUCUCGGACAUAGCUAGUCUUCUAAGCUUUUACAAAACACACUACCUGGAUACCACAUCUCUAAUCAAGCCAGCACCCAGAGAGAGGGUCGUUGCCAAGUUUGAUUUUCCUGGAAGGGAUCCUGAGGACUUACCCUUUAGGAAGAGUGAGGUCUUAGAUGUGAUAUCUAAGGACGAGAAAGAUUGGUGGACAUGUCGAAACAGCAGAGGAAAUGUGGGACAAGUACCUGUCCCCUAUGUAUCUAAGUUUGAUCCUAACAACCCCCCAGUAGUCCCCCCUCCGCAAACUACAGUUCCGUCACCCCCGUCCCCCACCCCCACACAGCCAAUCAAAGAGAUUCAGCUUCCUGCUAAAGCAGUUGUCAUUCACCAAAGAAUACCAAGUGCAUAUGAUCGAACCCAACUUAAGUUAGAGAAAGGUGAAACUAUCAUUGUGACAAAAAUGAAUUCUAAUGGACUCUGGGAGGGUGAAGUGAAUGGGAAAAAAGGAAUGUUUCCAUUUACCCAUGUGAAAUUUUUAGAAGACAAUUCAGAGGAUGGGACAUAACAGAAAUCCUGCUUAUAUUAAACCAGUUGCCAAUUAUUUCUAUUGAUAGUGCUGAUGUAAAAAGAGGAAAGAGUCUGGGAGUUAGUUUCUUCCCUGGUGGUGCUGCAUUAUUAAUCCCAAUAACCAAACUAGCAGAAAUAAUGUUUGUCACUGUCCUUGUAACUGUCUUGUUUAGAUCAGUAGAGCAUGCAUAGAGAAGGUGGCAUCUUAAGCCUCCUAUCUAGUGCUUUCACUUGUGUGUUAUGGAAAGAGGACCAAGUGCUUGAAUCAUUGAUCAAAGAUGUUCAGAAUUUUGUUUUUGAUUGGGAGGGGGUUUUACAAAUUUCACAUGAAAUGGCAUUUUUGACCUGUUCAAGCAAAUUGAGUAGAGGGCUAAAAUGGGUAAAAGAAGAGUCUGUCAAACAUGAUUUUUACAGAAUAGGAAUACUGAAUAGUAAUAAUACAUGCUGGUCAUUUGAUAGAUCAUAUCAGUAUUACAAAGUGGUGAAUAAAGAUGUUUGUAAGCCUCAUAUUGUGAAUAUUUAUACAUGAAUUACUCUGCUCAUUCUGUAACCAAAUUUAUCCAUUUGAUUAUUAUUCAAAGAAAUCUUGUAUAGAAUCUGCCCUGUUCUUCCAGAAAUACAACGAAGGAAACGGAUUUAAAUAUUUGAUUCGUGUCAUUAUUAAAUAAAAUUGUCAGGAUCAAACGUAUUAUCCCUAUGGGAAGACAUUUCAUUUUGGUACCAUGUGUAUUGCUUCUUUGUGCUGUCAUACUGCAGAAUUUGAUAUGUUGUUUUAUGAUAUGAAAGAUUUUGGACAGGCAUCUUUACAAUUGUUUUUAUUUUUUUCUACAGAAAUUGAUUAAUCAUAGAGUGCAUUUUAAGGAAAAUAAAUUUUGAUACCCCAUUUCCUAAAAUUGAAUUGGCACACAGUCAUAUUUUUAUGUAUCAUUCAUGUCAGAAGUAAAAUUUAUCAAAGAGGGCAUCUUUUUGAAAUUUAUAAUGAAUUUUACACACAUCACAAUCUUGAUAUAUAAUUUUUUAUAUUAUGUAUGUUAUAAACUGCAAAUGGAUUAAUUUAUAUAACUGUUUCAUAAAUGCCUCAUAUCUUGUAGCUCUGUAAUUUUUCAUUUUAUUUAAUUCCUUAUAAUAAGUAUGUAUGUGUCCCAUUUGUAUGCUUAUAUCUGUCUUUAAUUUUAAUAGUAGAUUGAAAACUGUAUAUGAUAAAUAGAGUACAUGGUACAAUAGCAUAGCAGUGUACAUUUAUUUAAUUGUGACCAUUUAAUUCAUCUCAUGUACAUGUACCGUAUUUGCCAGGUUUUAUUGUCUCAGCUGUUUCUAUCUGAAACAGUUAUUUCCCCUUUUUUUGGACCAAUGCGUUUUGAUUUUUUUGCAGGCAAAGUAACAAUUAUUGUUUUGUGAAUCGCUCAUUGGUAUUGUAAAAUAUACAUACACAUAAAGCAUUUAACAUAGAACACCCGACCGGAUUAUGUUUUUACAUGAUUUUACAGUGAAGAUAUAUUAGUACUUCAUGUAAAUAAGAUUGAUUGUAUUGCAAAGUUAUUUUUUAAAAAUUGACAUGACAGCAAAAUUUAUCUGAACAUUUUUCGGUGUUUUGUUUGAAAUCAACUAGAAAUCACAGUUGACAAUUGUAGACUUUUAAUAUCCCUGUAAAAGUUGACUCUAUUCAGAAAGUUCUUUAAAAGAAAGAAAUCACAAAAAUCUGUCUGUCCUCACUAAAAUUCAUUCUGAUAAAAAUCAGCUCUUCUGAUACGCUAACCAUAGCAUAUCAGAAAAGCUGGUUUUAAUCAGAUUGCUCUUAAAAUUAGCAUCUACAUUACACUUCACAUGAAUGAUAAACCUGUGUUAAGGAAGACUUUGCCAAGUUACUGAAUGUGUUUAGUAUAAAUCUUCAGCUAAUAAGUUUAUAGUGUUAUGUAAACAUGUAAAAGGACAUUAUGUUUGCAUGUGUGUAGGGUUUUUUAUUCACUGAUGAAUGUUUAGUUAGUGUAAUCAAACUUCAGAUCUAAUUGAUUAUCAAAAUACAAGUGAUUAAGAUACAUGUACCAGAAGAUUAGCAAUAUGAGACGAGUCUUUUUCUCCAAGAAUUUUGUUAUUAUUUAUAAUUUUUCAAAUGAAAAAAGAUUAUGUCUUUAGAAUCAAAGACAUUUCAGUGCUGUGAAUUAAGAAAAUUAUUAAUAGUGUUAUAGCAUGAAAAAAAAAACUUGUACAACAAAUUACUGAAUACCUGUUAUUAAACAGUAGCGUUUAAAUGUUGAAAUAUGCAAAACUCUGUAUGUUUAAACAUGCAAUGUAUGUUAUUUAUAUAGUUAAAAGGUUAUUGUGAAUGACAAACAUUCAGAACUUAGUUACCAAAGGAAUGCAGAAUUUUGUUUACAAGGUAAAUACGGAUGUGAAGUCCUGAUUGUGUUUAAAGCUGUAACAAAGUUGCUGAAAAACUGCUAUCUCGGAAUAAAAGUUCAUUUGCAUAUUAGAA